AUGGGUCCGUCGAAACCUCUGUCCUAUGCUGAGUCAGUCUUGAAUAAUAACUCUAAGAAGGUAAACUUUCGGAAUCUUGCUAGUGUUCAGAAACAAGAUGGAUGUGAUGUGGUUUUACCCCGGGAUUCAGUUAGGGCUGUUCAGGAGAAACUUGCUAAUACCUUGUAUGGUUACUUUUUGGGUGAUCGAGUGGCUUACCCGGUUGUUGAGUAUUUCGUUCGGAACAAUUGGAAGAAAUUUGGAUUGCAGAAAACGAUGAUGAAUGCUAAUGGUUUUUUCUUUUUCAAGUUUGCGGAUCAAUCUGGCAUGAUGAGCGCUCUCAAAGCGGGCCCAUGGAUUAUUCGGUCACAACCUUUAUUUUUAAAUAUAUGGUCAGCCUCUACUAAGCUUGAGAAGAAGGAAGUAAAAACGUUACAACUAUGGGUUAAGAUUCAUGAUGUCCCAAUCACUGCUUAUAUGGAAGAUGGGUUAAGUCUUAUAGCGACGGCCAUUGGUGAACCGAAAAUGCUGGAUUCGUAUACUACGAAUAUGUGUAUGGAUGCUUGGGGGAGGAGUAGCUAUGCCCGUGCUCUAAUUGAGAUUUCCGCUGAAAAUGAUUUUAAAGAGGAGUUAGUUAUUGCUGUUCCUGAGCUUGAUGGAGAUGGUUUCGUCAAAGAAAAGCUGUACGUCGAAUAUGAGUGGAGUCCGCAUAGAUGUGGUCACUGCCGUGUGUUUGACCAUUCUGAUGAGGGUUGUCCGAAACAAGUUAGAGCCAAUAUGAAGCACGGAAACAUGGGAAGUAACAGUAAUAAAAAUCAGGAGGUAGCUAAAUAUCGUGGAAAGGGAAAGAAUUUGGUUGAUGAUGAUGGUUUUACAACUGUGGAGGAUAAAAAGGCUGCAAAGAGAUCAGGUUUUCCAGUUAAUAAGCAGAAACCAAAAUUUGAAUACAGGCCUAUUGGCAAGAAACCGGAAGGUGGAACCAAGAAGGGUGAAAAACCGAUUACUCCUUUGUCUAGUAAUCCUUUUGAUGUUUUAAGAGAUGAUAUCGGGGAGUCUAGUAAAUCUGGUCGGGAUAUGGAGGAUGGGGAUGACAAUUCUGAUGAUGAAGAGGUGAUGGAAGUUUAUAAUGAAAUGAAUGAGUUUCUUAAAGUCGACCCACAAGUUAUCAGAAAAGGGGCAAGCACUCCUUCUUCCAAGGUGAUUAAAUGA
This is a messenger RNA of Helianthus annuus (common sunflower), 1188 nucleotides long. RefSeq lists its product as uncharacterized. The transcript has a single exon. The record is from RefSeq and is a predicted model, not a curated record. Lineage: Eukaryota; Viridiplantae; Streptophyta; Magnoliopsida; Asterales; Asteraceae. Bases 1 to 1188 code for a protein of 395 amino acids.